Messenger RNA from Sorghum bicolor (sorghum), 1591 nucleotides. RefSeq lists its product as uncharacterized. NCBI's taxonomy places the organism in Eukaryota, Viridiplantae, Streptophyta, Magnoliopsida, Poales, Poaceae. Bases 1 to 543 code for a protein of 180 amino acids. The transcript has 2 exons. The record is from RefSeq and is a predicted model, not a curated record.
AUGGCCGCGCCGGCGCUAGCUGUAGGAUACAGCUCAGCCGGAGCCGAUCCAGUACUAGUAUAUAAAAAUGCGUGCGCCGCGCCGUGCGGAUCGAACGCGUCGUCGACGACGCCCCGGCGGCAGUGGUCAGGCACUCAGGUGAUCGACCGGAUGUUGGUCCCGGUGCUGCGGCCGAGCGCGGCGGCCGUCGUCGCCGUGGUUGCAGUUAGCGUGAGCGUCGUCGUCUUCGCGUCGCUGGCAUCAGCGGUGCCGCUGAGCGGCGGCGCCAUGGGCACCCCCGUGGUGUUGGCGCCGCCGAUGACGAUGGUGAUGGAGGCGGCGGCAGCCCGUAGCAGCACGAGCAGGGUGGAGGAUCAGGCGGCGGCCCAGAUGAGCUCAGAGGCGCACCGGAGGGUGGUGCUGGCGGCGCUGCAUGGCGCGGCGUCGUUGCCCUAUGGCAGCGUGCUCAACGCAGGCAGAGCCGCGUGCGAUCCCCACUGCCCUGGCAAAUCCGGUUACCCGUACAAUCGUCGCUGUGAAAAAAUAUAUCACUGCUCCCAGUGAUAGAUUAAUUAUGUGCAUAUCGUAUUGUGCCCAGAGAAAUAAUUCACGUACCUACUACAAACUAAUCAGACAAGUGCUUGUCCGAAAAGAUAUGACUGAAAGUAUCGUUCGCUGAUUUAUUGUGAGAGAAAAAAUACUAUUGAUUGAUAGAAAAAAUAUAGCUUAUAAAGAUAAGUGAACGAUUUUAUAGUAUUUCGUGCAUAGUGAUGAUGUGAUGAUUAAUACUCCCGUUUACACGCGUAGUAAAAGCAGUGACUCCUAUUUAUAUAUCUUUGUUCUUGUGUGACUGAGACUUGUGUCUUUCGUUCUGUUAUCGCAAACUGGAAUAAAAAAGCAGAGUUAAUCUCGUAUAGAGAAAAGCCUGUCUUUUUGUUAAACACAGGGAGCCUGGUUGUGUCUCUAUCUAUCGACUUUAUUUAUGCGAAUAAAAAAUAAUAGUCGUCUGUGAGUAUGCACAUGUCCAUCUGUUCGUCGGCAACCGGCCACCUCGGAGGCGCUCACUAUCUCAUCGUCGGCAACCGCAUGAUGCCGCUGUGUUCGCUGUCAAAUCUAACAAUCCAUUCAAUAAUAUUUUUUUAUACAACAAACAGUAUUUUUUUCAGUCAUGGUUUAUCAUUAUCUGCCAGACGAGCGACAAUCGACGCUCUGUUGGAGGCGUUCGGACGCUGCGGCAACGCGGUCGGCGCGAGGGUGCUUUAGGACGGCGAGAGCGAGACCGGCCGCUCCCGGGCUAUGGCUUCGUCUAGCGCGGGUUCAGGCCUCGACACGGUGGUCACGGGUGGCUCCUGCUGACAAAGCAUCCCGAGCUUGUUCAAUCACAUACAGUAGCAUCUUCAGAUAUAGGACAGGUUAAUUAAUGACUGAAAACAGCCUAGUAUUUAGGUCAUAAGCAGUAGUUGCUGUUCAAAUACAUUGCUCCUACGUCUGACAGACCCCAAGUUACCACAGUUCAUGUGUUUCCCAUGUAACCUGAAGCCAAGCCACAGAAGUCAAACUUGAUCAAUGCAUCGGAUCCUUUAAUACAACUGAAAAUAAUAUUCGAGACUUA